Phyllostomus hastatus (greater spear-nosed bat) is the source of this 694-nucleotide messenger RNA. RefSeq names its product transmembrane protein 217 (gene TMEM217B). Lineage: Eukaryota; Metazoa; Chordata; Mammalia; Chiroptera; Phyllostomidae. The record is from RefSeq and is a predicted model, not a curated record. The transcript has 2 exons. Bases 63 to 605 code for a protein of 180 amino acids.
GAGCUUUGCUCUAGAAUUCUCUGAACUGGGAGCCGGAGAUGCUCUGGUAAAACAAGUAGAAAAUGAAUGUCAAGAUGUUCUGCCUUUUGGCGGGCAUCUUCUCUAUCCUCAACACCAUCCAGUUCCUCAUCUUUGACUUGAACGAGGUUACGUUCCUUGGCUAUGAAGAAAAGUGCACCAUCUACAUGGAAAUAAAGUCCGGUUUAGCCCCUUGGAUCUUGACCGACAGAAAGCACAUCAGCAUCACCCUGUCCAUCAUCACCAUCAGCCUCAGCUGCCUGCUCCUCUACUGCACGCACAAGAACAAGUACAGGGGGCUGCUGUGCUACGCCUUGUGGAUCAUCUUCUAUGAGCUCACCAGCUUCUGCAUGGUCCUGCUCACCAAUGCGAUAAUGAGAGAGCAGUUCAAGGAGCUGGGUUACCUGCACUUGAUCUUCCAACUCUCCCGUAUGUUCCUGCACUUCUUCUGUCUGCCCUUUAUCAUCAAGUAUGUGUACAUGCUUUAUAAGGACCCCAAGACUUCAAGCAAGAUAAGCCGACGCAGGCGCUCAUCCGUCAGUACAAUCGACUCGUGGCCGGGAAUGAUGUACCGCAAGAUAAACUGAACAGAGCCAGGAAGGAGAGAGAGAGAGAGAGAGAGAGAGAGAGAGAGAGCUCCCCAACAAUAGACCUCCCCUUUCCCUGCCUGCUUUCU